Messenger RNA from Anopheles maculipalpis, 1015 nucleotides. RefSeq names its product solute carrier family 35 member B1 homolog (gene meigo). Gene Ontology annotation, molecular function: UDP-galactose transmembrane transporter activity; UDP-glucose transmembrane transporter activity. The transcript has 2 exons. Bases 5 to 1015 code for a protein of 336 amino acids. Gene Ontology annotation, biological process: UDP-galactose transmembrane transport. The record is from RefSeq and is a predicted model, not a curated record. Gene Ontology annotation, cellular component: Golgi membrane; endoplasmic reticulum membrane. NCBI's taxonomy places the organism in Eukaryota, Metazoa, Arthropoda, Insecta, Diptera, Culicidae.
AACGAUGUCGAACAAGCAAACGCUAGUAAUCUCCGCCGUGGGUAUCUUCGUGUGUUACUUUUACUUUGCGAUUCUGCAGGAAAAGAUUACACGCGGCCGGUACGGUGACGAGCUGCAGGAUGAUGGAUCGCAUGGCGAACGUUUCACUUACGCGCUAGCCCUGGUAGGCGUGCAGUGUAUCUGUAAUUGGAUAUUCGCAAAAGCUCUGCUUACGAUUACACCACAGCCGGAUGAUGGCACACCGAAGGUGUACUAUGCUAGUAGCGCCCUCACGUACCUGUUGGCCAUGAUCAGCUCGAACAUGGCACUGCGAUGGGUUGCCUAUCCGAUGCAGGUUGUCGCUAAAGCGGCCAAACCGAUUCCGGUUAUGCUGCUGGGUGUGCUGGUUGGACGGAAAAGUUAUGCGUGGCAAAAGUACUUGUUCGUGCUGCUGAUUGUGGUGGGCGUUGUGUUGUUUAUGUACAAGGACAAGGCAAAUUCUGGCACCGUACUGGAACACGAAUCACUCGGUCAACUUCUCCUCAUAAUGAGCCUGCUGAUGGAUGGAUUAACCGGUGCGGUUCAGGAACGUAUGCGGGCGCACAGUGCCCCAUCGGCCCAGCACAUGAUGCUGGCAAUGAACGGAUGGAGUGCAAUAAUCGUAUCGGUCGGUUUACUGGUGACCGGUGAAGGCAAAGCAUUCGUACUGUUUGCCAGCCGGCAUCCAGAACUGUUUACGCAUCUAACACUACUAGCGCUCACCGGUGCCCUGGGACAGUUGUUCAUCUUCAUGAUGGUAUCGUCGUUCGGUGCAUUGGCCUGCUCGGUGGUGACAACGACGCGUAAAUUCUUCACCGUGCUCUUUUCGGUACUUUUCUUCGGCAACGUGCUAAGUGGCCGGCAGUGGAUUGGGGCAGUACUCGUGUUUUGCGGCCUGUUUGCGGACAUGUUCUUCGGCCGAAAGCCACAGCCGGGCAAAAAGCUAGCGAAGGAAAAAGAAAAGAGUGAAGGUGUAUUGCUUGCUGAUAAACAGUAA